AUGCUGUUCAGACACGUUCUUGUCCUACUAACUGCCACCCUCGCGCUGGCGGCACCCACUCCGUCCGAGUCCCAGGACCUCGAUGACCGCGGGCUCCUUGAUGGUCUCUUUUCAGGUAUCCUCGGCGACCUCUUCGCCUUCAACACGCCCGGUGCACGCCCGCCGACCAAGUUCAGCCUCUUCGCCAAUGCCCAGAUCAAGCAGAACGGCAAGACCUUCAACGUCAAGGGCGGCAAGUGGCUUGGCCUGAACAGCUUCUUCGACAUUCCCUUUGCGGAGCCGCCCACCGGCGCGAACCGUUUCAAGCCCCCCGUGCCCAAGACCUACACUGGGGACAUUGACGGCCUUCUCCUCCCCAAGGCAUGCCUGCAGCCCAACCUCCCCCUCGACGGUCUGCUGGGACAGUCUGAGGACUGCCUCAAGCUCAAUGUGUUGACCCCGGACGGUGUGGCGGGCACCGACGCCAAGCUUCCGGUCCUCGUUUGGGUUUAUGGCGGUGCAUUCGUCGGCGGUGCUGGUGCCAUGUACACCCUGCCGUUCCUCCCCAAGCGCGCGAUCAACAAUGGCAAGCCGUUCAUCCUCGUCACGUUCAACUACCGCGUUGGCAUCCUCGGUUUCCCCAUGGGCCGCGAGAUGGCCGCUGCCGGCGCGGGCAACCUCGGUCUCCGUGACCAAAAGGCGGCGCUCGAGUGGGUCCAGGCCAACAUUGCGUCGUUUGGCGGCGACCCGGACAAGGUCACGGUCUUUGGCGAGUCGGCGGGUGCCAUCUCCAUCGCGCUGCACAUGCUCGACCCAGACCAGAAGCUGUUCCGCGGCGCCAUCAUGGAGUCGGGCGCGCCGGCCACUCUGCCUAUGGGCCCCACUGCCACGACGUGGCAGUCGGCGUACGACGCGGUCCUGAAGAAGACUGGAUGCGCGGGCAAGAGCGAUUCGGUCGCGUGUCUCCGCACUGUGGAUGGCCGCAAGCUCAUUGACGCGUCCACGGACACGACCGCCAUUGGCUUCCUGCUUGGCGAGCUCCUCCCCUUCCCGUGGGCCCCAAGCAUUGACGGUGACGUCGUCAAGGACUCGCCAUACAACCUCAUCCGUGACGGCAAGAUUUCAAACGUGCCGUUCAUCACGGGCAACAACAAGGACGAGGCCACGCUCUUUGUUCCGCGUAAGAUGGGCCGGGGUAUGUCGCUCGACCAGUUUAUCAACUUGGCGUACCCCGCAAAGCUUCCCGCCGCCGCGCUGGCCAAGAUCAAGCAGUUCUACCCAGACGUCCCGGCCCUGGGCUGCCCCUUUGACACGGGCCGCAACACGUUCUGGCUGAGCAGCGUGUACAAGCAGGCCGCCGCCAUUGUGACUGACGGCGUGUUCCACGCGCGCCGCCGCUGGUUCCUGCGCAACGCCAACACGCACGGCCAGACCCGCUCGUGGACGUACCAUUUCACGGCCCCCAUCCCGAUCCUGCCGGGCAACUAUGGCGUCGCGCACGCCACUGAGAUUCUGUCCGUGUUCGGCCUCGUCUCCCCCCUGCUCCCUGUCGGCUGGUCGGCCCGCGACGAGACGCUCUCGCACAACAUCAUGGACUACUGGGUCAACUUUGCGUACAACCUCGACCCGAACGGGCCCGGGCUCCCGGGAUGGCCUGCACAUGAGUUCCCAGCCAACAAGAAUGCCCUCCAGUUCCACCCGGGCAACAUCACGGUGAUCCAGGACGACUUCCGCGAGGACCGUAUUGCAGUCUUCAACGACCCCGUCAUCGCGCCCCAGAUCUUCGCGUAG
Apiotrichum porosum is the source of this 1770-nucleotide messenger RNA. RefSeq lists its product as uncharacterized. The transcript has 5 exons. Lineage: Eukaryota; Fungi; Basidiomycota; Tremellomycetes; Trichosporonales; Trichosporonaceae. The record is from RefSeq and is a predicted model, not a curated record. The coding region runs from base 1 to 1770 and encodes 589 amino acids.